AUGACACAACAACUUUGCUCAACGCCGUUGACAAACGCUUUCGGUCAGACCCUCAAUCUGAGUGAGGCCGACUCCUCUGGUUGUAGGAGAUGGGCGGUGAAUACCUGGAGCAUUCACACUCACACACCCAACAACAAAUGGCUCUGCCAAUAUACGUACACAUGA
Messenger RNA from Colletotrichum orchidophilum, 165 nucleotides. RefSeq lists its product as uncharacterized. The transcript has a single exon. The coding region runs from base 1 to 165 and encodes 54 amino acids. The record is from RefSeq and is a predicted model, not a curated record. Lineage: Eukaryota; Fungi; Ascomycota; Sordariomycetes; Glomerellales; Glomerellaceae.